Messenger RNA from Dromiciops gliroides (monito del monte), 3364 nucleotides. RefSeq names its product methyltransferase like 24 (gene METTL24). The coding region runs from base 416 to 1729 and encodes 437 amino acids. The record is from RefSeq and is a predicted model, not a curated record. NCBI's taxonomy places the organism in Eukaryota, Metazoa, Chordata, Mammalia, Microbiotheria, Microbiotheriidae. The transcript has 6 exons.
CUCUGCCCGCGCAGCCCCAAGUUUCGAGCUGACCGUCCCGGCCUCCGGAUAAAGUUACGCCAAGGCUCCCAUUGACUGUAAGGGAGGAAGGCGGGUCUGAGCUCGUGUCCUGUGCCGGCCGAGGGGAGUUUCCAAACUUUGCAGCCAGAGAGCUCGGGUUCCCUUUCCAGAUCCCUUGUUUCCUCCCUCAGCCAUCCCGGAGUUCCAGCCUGCUGCCUGCCCGCCCCGUGGGCUCGCCUCGCCUGCCAAGGGAGGGAAGAAAGGAGACAGGAAGGGAAGGAACCAGCUCGCUCAGCCCAGGGAUGCGGGCAAUCCCCGCUGCAGCGCGAGCUCCCAUGAGGGCGAGCUCCCCCGCCCCUUCAAACUCCGGGCUCUGAGCGCCCUCCAAAGCCCGGGCCCAGCCCGGCUAGGCACGAUGGCCAAGGAGAAGCCGCUGUGGAGGUGCUGCGCCUUCCGCCUGUGCCUGCUCUCCGCCGCGCUCCUCUUCUGCCUGCAGCUCACCCUGGAACUGAGGCGCUCCUGGUCCUCAAGGGACCGCAGCGAGGCGCAGGCCAGACGGCCCUCCGGUAGCUCCCCGCCGGGCUGGGCCAAUGCCCCUGCGCUGCCGCAGCUGCUGCCAGGGGUGCACCCGCCUCCGGGGGUGCACCUGCCACCGGGACAUUCCCGGCCCCCAGCUGCCAGCAGGAGGCAGGUGACCUACUUAAGGAGCAGCCGUCGAGGGGAGGCGGAGCUGGGCUGCUGCCCCCCAGGAGGGAGCAGCCACAGAAAGGCCCACAACGAGCUAAUUACUGUUUAUUGGAGAAAGGUCCAGGUCAUCAGAUUCCUGGGGGAGCUUUGCACCUGGAUGUGGGGAUUUUCAAGUGGUAUAGACCUGAAAAAGAAAGAAAAAAGAGGAAGAGCUAUAGGGGACAAAGAAAAGGAAACAAUAUGUGAGAAACAGCAUGGAGAGUUCCGUUGGCAUAUUGAUCUCCAGCCUUGGGCAAGUCCUUCUCAGUCCCUGGAUGAAGAAGCCAUGAGGUUCCUGAAAUAUAUUGGCACCACCCAGAUUUCAUGCAACCACUUGAUCCCAAGUGGCUUGAAAAGUGAUUCUGGAAGCACAAAGAAGCCCUGGCCAAUCUGUCUUGAUGAGAAGUUCAGCUUGGCUCAUCAGAUCCACAACAAGAGAUGUCGCCUUUACUCUUUGGGACUGGGGAAUGAGGAUACUCAUUUCGAAUUGAGGAUGGCCAGUGAUGGAUGCGAAGUGCACCGUUUUGAUCCUAGUAUUAAAUCAGCUCACGUCCAGGAGAGUCAACACCUUUGGUUUCAUCGACUGUCCAUUGAUUGGAGGGAUCCCCAUCCAGCCAUUGCUGUCCACAAGCUGCAGAGUACCACGAAAAAAUUGGGAACCAUUUUGAAUGAAUUUGGACAUAACAAGAUUGAUGUCCUCAAGGCCGACCUGGAAAGUGCUGAAUGGAAAAUUCUGGAAAAUCUGAUCCUGGAAGGUGUCCUUGACCAGAUUGGACAGCUAGUGUUUGAAAUCCACCUCCACUGGCCUGGGUUUGAGAUUGGUGGCAACGAUAGCUCUGUGGUACGCUUCUGGUACAGCCUACUCAAAGAAUUAGAACGGAAGGAUUUCAGGCUCUUUUACACUUACAAAGACUUAUCCAAACCACAGCUAUUCCUAAAGAAAGAACUUUUCAAUGCAAGUAGCUGUUAUAUUCUCAGCUGGGUGAACAUGAGAUGGAAAUGAGAUGCGAAGAGGGUUCAUGAGAAUAAAUGAGUUGUUGAUAGUAAGAUUUGAAACAAGUAUUUAGUUAAUUAAUGAGAUAUCCAGGACCUACGAGAGGCAGACACUUGGUGAAGAGCUGAGGUGUCAAAUACGGCCAACGACACUCACUAGUGCAGCCUUGAACCAGAUUAAAAUGUGGGAAAUAUUUUACAAAAAUAAAUAAAAAUAAAAUAAAACAUAUAUAACAUGACAUUUUAAAACUAAAUCAAUAUGCGGUCUACUGGGAUCCUUAUGUAUGAAUUAGUGGCCCUCAUUUGUACUUGAGUUUGACACCUCUGGUGUAGUGGAUAAAAAGCUGGACAUGGAGUCAGGAAGAUGUGGAUUUAAAUCAUGCCUCUGACCUGUGACCUUAGGUAAGUCACUCUCUGAGACUGUUAUUGGUUUUUUAGGUUUUUAAAAAUCUCUCUAAUGGGACUAAGAAUGUCUACCUCAUGGGGUUUAAGUGUAAAACACUUUGACUCUUGUAAAGUGCCAUAUAAUUGUCAUAUUAUAAUUACCAAGAGGCAGCACGUAAUAAUGGAUAGAGAACUGGCACAGGAAGCAGGAAGACUUGGUUCAAAUCCUGCUCCUGCCACAUACUGGCCUUGUGACCCUAGGCAACUCAUUUAACCUCUGAAUCCUUAGGAGAUUCCUUGAGAUUGUAAAUUGCAGAGAAAGUGAUGACCUGUAUUAGUAGAAGGAAUUUUCUUAUUUAGGAGUUCCCUAUAUCAGUGAAAUCACCAGUCUUCUCACUAUCCUUAUUAUUAUCAUGACAAUAGCCACAUCAUGUCAGAUCCAUGGUUGGCAAGCCUUCUGUGUUGGAAUGAGAGGCACCAUGGCAUGUGUUGCAAGGGGGCUGGGUUGACUUCAGAGGUUUAGGAUGUAGCCCCCCCACACACACACACUAAUAUCCUGUUUUCCCUGAAUAACUUAUCCAGAUCUAUCACUCCAAUGUACCUAAACUCUUUGGAAUCUUACUGGGUUCAAAUUUUGCCUCUCUCUGUGUCCCCCCCCCCAUCCGUAUCCUUCAUGAUAUAUGCAUUAUGUCAGUCUCUUGGCUUUGACUGAUCUUGUGCUCUUUAUCUACACGCCUAGGACGAGUACUUUCAGGAAAUAAUCUGGGGACUUAAUGAUGCCCAGGUAUUGCAUAAGCAUUUUACUCUAUGCUUUAAAAUGGGGAGACUAACAUGCUUAGGCUAUUGAGAAUCGUCAGCUCUGAUACAGAUUUCUUCUCAUAUCUUCAUCGUCCUAAUCACUGACAUUAAUAUAGCUCUAAUAUGAGUAUUGGCCAAAGUACUUGGAAAACAUAAUCCCAUUUGAGUCUUACAACAACUCUGUGGGAUAGAUGUGGUUAUCCCCCAUUUUAUUGCUAAGGACAGUCUUAGAGAAUUUAAGGGACUUGCUAUGGGUCACACACUGGUAAGUAUCUGAGGUAAAAUUCAAAGCCAGGUGUUGUUGGCUAAUUCCAGUGCCCUGUCACAUGUUCCCAAAUGCCUGUCAUGGAACCCGUUCCACUCCCAUAAAACCAAACACAAGGCCCAGUUCAGUUGUCAGUCAAGGAACAAGAAUUUCCCAAGUGCUGAUUUUGUGUUAGGACUUGUACAAGGCACUAUACAC